CAGUAGCCAAUCCUCGUCUUUCCUCAGCAGGCGUGCAGAAUCACAGCCCCCGGCGCUAGGAUCCAGAGGGCAGGGCUUUGAUUUCUCAACUAAUUCCACUGGCAAAACACGAAACGCUCAUAUGCACAACUUCCUGGAUAGAGAAGCGGACCGCGCCGAAUGUCAUCGAAGCGACUUACUUUGUAGAUGCGCGUGUGCGCGAGCCGCUGUACAGAAGAAGAACUGAACGAGCGCGAGCGUCUCAAAGUGCGUCCGGUUGGGAUUAACUUGAGAAUGUAAAGAGCAUGUAAAGGACGCCACAAAAAGCAGAAGUGUGCGCGGAUUGUGGGCUGUCCGAAAUGUCCCACGAAACAGGCUCAAGGUUUGUCGCCGGUCAUUAAAAUCGCCUCCAUCACUUGUAACGUUAAUUCUUUUGGUUAGUCAAGUGAGCGUGUUUCCUUCAUUGACGCUCGAUUUGAUCCGCCAUUCCGUGUUGCUCUAAUUGCGCAUUUGGACAUGUGGAGACAGCGAGGAUCGUGUCGUGUGAGGAUGUUGUGUUUGACUUUAUCAGCCCUUCUCAUCCAACCCAUCAUCUGUCAUCCCGCUUCUCGUGUGGAAACAGAGCGUCGUGGGAGUUCAGCCACUCAAAGAGAGCGGAGGGCGUCUGGGGAACCCUAUUGGGCGUAUUCAGGCACAUAUGGACCACGUAGGUGGGCCUCUGCUUAUCCAGAAUGUGGAGAAAGGAAUCAGUCUCCGGUGGAUAUCCCAGAUCUAGACACCCAGGUCUCUCAGGAGUGCCAGGAGCUAACCUUGGAUGGCUUUGAAUCCAAAACAUCAAACAGGACCACCAUGAAGAACACAGGCAAAACAGUGUCUAUUGUUCUAAAGAAUGAUUACUUUGUGAGAGGGGCCGGCCUACCUGGACGCUUCAAAGCAGAGAAGGUGGAGUUUCACUGGGGGAGCACCAAUGGAUCAGCUGGUUCUGAGCACAGUAUCAAUGGAAAGAAGUUUCCAGUAGAAAUGCAGAUUUAUUUCUACAAUUCGGAUGAUUUUGACAGUCUGAGCACCGCGAUAAAGGAGAGACGAAUCAUCGCCGCCAUGGCUGUCUUCUUUCAGGUGGGGAAAAAAGACAACACUGCAGCUGAGCCCAUCAUCACAGGUCUCAAACGGGUAGUCCAUCAUGAGAAGGAAACAAACCUUGGUCCAUUCAUACUGAGGGAUCUGUUGCCAUCAUCCUUGGGAAGUUAUUACCGCUACACCGGCUCGCUAACGACACCUCCCUGCAGUAAAGUCGUAGAGUGGAUCAUCUUCAGUCAGCCUGUUUACCUGUCCUACCACCAGCUGGAGGCGUUCUUCUCCAUCUUCACCACAGAGCAGCAGGAUCAUGUGAAGUCUGUGGAUUACCUGAGGAAUAACCAUCGGCCCACUCAAGAUCUCGACAGCCGCCAGAUCUUCAGAUCGGCUCUGAUGGACGCUUGGAUGCCAGACCUCAUGACAGACAGCAUGGCCAGCGCUGCAGACUCAGAAACUUCUCGAGUCUGCAGCAGCAUCCCUGACAACAUGAAGGUCCACCUUCUGAACAGAACUGCUCUUGUGUUGACCUGGGACAGACCGUCAUCUGUCUACCACCCGCCUAUAGUGGGCUUCCUUGUCUCCUACAGCUGGGUGAAGGAUGAAAUGCCUUUUGAGAAGACCUUCACGCAGAGCAGCGAACACAGCACGAGGGCAGUCAUCACACACGUGUCUCCAGAUGUCCUGUAUCUGUUCAGAGUGCAAGCUGUGUGUCAGAGAGACCAGCGCAGUGACUUCAGCCAAACACUUUUAUUCAAAGCAAACACCACAAGGAUAUUCGAGGGCACACGGAUUGUGAAAACCGGAAUGCCCACGGUUUCCCCCGCCUCUUCUGCAGACAUGGCCCCUAUAAGCUCGGGCUCCUCAACCUGGACAUCCGCUGGUCUCCCCUUUUCCUUUGUCUCAAUGGCUACGGGAAUGGGGCCUCCAUCCAGUGGUGGACAAGCCACUGUAGCAUCUGUAGUGACCAGCACUCUGUUGGCCGGACUGGGUUUCAGUGGCAGUGUGAUUUCUUCUCUCCCAGGAUCCUUUUGGCCAACCCACUCUACAAACUCAGGCCCCACGCCCACUCAACAUCCAGCCAAAAACACCCCAUCUGACAGCAACAUCCUGACCUCUGAGGACAGCACCGAAGCUAAUAACAAACAGGAAGAAGACCGUGAAAGACAGGAGAAAGAGAAAGAAGAAGAAGAAGAGGAGGAGGAGGAGGAGGAAGAGGAGCAGGGAGAAGAGGAGAAGAAAAAAAAGGGGAAAGAUGUGACAGUCAAGGACAAAAAGCAGGACAAAGGGCUGCCCCAAAAACCAACUUCCCCUGUCCCAACUUCAAAACACAGGGAGAGGGGUGGAGAGAGGCCUGGUGUUAACACUGAGAACUCCACAUUGACCCCUAGAACAGUGGAAGAGCAGGUGCCUCGUGCCACAGAGAAGCCGACGUGGCUGGUAGAGAAUGACACUGUAGACAUGCAGCUUCCCUCCAGCUCAUCAGAGACCACCGAACUCGCCAAUGAAGAGAAGGCGCUCUGGCCAUACUUCAUUCACACUGAGAGGAACAGCAUCUCCACUGUCACCAGAGACCCGGUGUCAGCAUCCAGCCGGAUGGAGUGGAUCAUCCCCCUGAUGGUGGUCUCUGCCCUCACGCUGCUCUGUCUGAUCAUGCUGCUGGCUGUCCUGGUCUACUGGAGGAGAUUCUUCCAGACCGCACAUGUGUACAUUGAAGACAGGAACUCUCCCAGAGUGAGCCGCAAUGACAGUUUCCCCGUCCUGUCUACAGCGG
This is a messenger RNA of Carassius auratus (goldfish), 2824 nucleotides long. Its product is annotated as receptor-type tyrosine-protein phosphatase gamma-like. The record is from RefSeq and is a predicted model, not a curated record. Gene Ontology annotation, cellular component: plasma membrane. The annotation marks the transcript as partial. The transcript has 14 exons. Gene Ontology annotation, molecular function: zinc ion binding; protein binding; carbonate dehydratase activity. NCBI's taxonomy places the organism in Eukaryota, Metazoa, Chordata, Actinopteri, Cypriniformes, Cyprinidae.